Messenger RNA from Lizanozyma spartinae, 408 nucleotides. RefSeq names its product Rim1p (gene RIM1). The record is from RefSeq and is a predicted model, not a curated record. The coding region runs from base 1 to 408 and encodes 135 amino acids. The transcript has a single exon. Gene Ontology annotation, biological process: mitochondrial DNA replication; positive regulation of helicase activity. Gene Ontology annotation, cellular component: mitochondrial nucleoid. NCBI's taxonomy places the organism in Eukaryota, Fungi, Ascomycota, Pichiomycetes, Serinales, Debaryomycetaceae. Gene Ontology annotation, molecular function: single-stranded DNA binding.
AUGUUGAAGUCCGCUGUUCGUUCGUUUUCGGUCUCUGCCACCCGCAAUGCUUUCGCUAGAAUGCAAUUGUUAGGAACUGUCGGUAGUGUUAACUUCAGAGAAACCAAAAAUGGUACAAAGUUCAUCAACUACUCAUUGGCCGUCAACCAAUACGACCCUUCAAGCGAAGAUAACAAGACUACCGAUUGGUUCAACGUUAGCGUUUUUGAUGAAAAACAAAUCUCUGCUUUUGAAAAGUUCUUAAGACCUGGUGCUCAAUUGUUUGUUGAAGCUGAUGUAAGACAACGUGUUCUUGUGGAUGAAGAAGGUGAAAACAAACACACAUUGACUUCUUUGAAACAAGUCAGAUUCGACGUUGUUAGAUUCCCAAAGAAACUCGAAGAAUCUGAAGAUACUGAAGGUCAUUAA